GGUCAGGUGGUUGCUUCUCCUCGCCUCUUUCUUUCCUUGGCUUCCCCGGUUUGGGAGGCGAAGCGGACAAAGAAAGUGGCCCAAAGAAGGCCGAGAGAGAGUAGAGUGGGCGGCUGGGUCUCCCUCCUUUGCUCGCCUUCUUCCCAAGUGUCCGGCUCUUCUGAGAAGUUUGGAAGAAGGGGGAAAUGGCUGGAGGAGAAAGAGGAGCCGGAGGAGGUGGUGGAGGUGGGAGCAACGACAGCAGCAGCGGCGUUUCAGGAGCGUCGGAAAGCCGGGAGCAUCUCUUCAAGGUGUUGGUGAUCGGGGAGCUGGGCGUGGGCAAGACCAGCAUCAUCAAGCGCUACGUCCACCAGCUCUUCUCGCAGCACUACCGGGCCACCAUCGGCGUGGACUUCGCCCUCAAGGUCCUCCCCUGGGACAGCCGGACCCUGGUCAGGCUCCAGCUCUGGGACAUCGCAGGUCAAGAACGAUUUGGCAAUAUGACCCGAGUGUACUAUAAAGAAGCUGUGGGUGCUUUUGUAGUAUUCGAUGUUACAAGAGGAUCAACGUUUGAGGCAGUUUCCAAAUGGAAACAUGAUUUGGACAGUAAAGUGCUUCUGCCAAAUGGUAGCCCAAUCCCUGCAGUUCUCCUUGCCAACAAAUGUGACCAGAAGAAAGACAGUGGCCCAAAUGCAUCACAGAUGGAUCAGUUCUGUAAAGAUGGAGGUUUUGUUGGGUGGUUUGAAACUUCUGCUAAGGAUAAUAUCAACAUUGAUGAAGCUGCUCGGUUUUUGGUGGAAAACAUCCUUGCAAACCUCAAAGCCUUUCCCAAUGAGGAGAAUGAUGUGGGAAAACUGAAGCUGGACUCAGAUACUCUGAAGGCAGAGAGUAAAUUUCAGUGCUGUUAAUUACAUUUUUAUCUUGCGUUGACACACUAUGUGAGAGCCCAGCAAGGUUCUUGCUCUUCUUGUUGGACAGCUGCUAUGGUGCUUCAUCGUGACAAUCCUUUGGUGGUAUUGUUUUAUUUUGAGUUGGUGACACUUCAGGGUGUUUACACUUUUUUCUUGUCAAGCAAGACUUUAAAAUUGCCUUGUACAUCAAGUCUGUGUUAUGAACUAUGUAGCACAGUCUGAAAGCUUGUGUCCAGCAAAAAGGCUAUUAUUUGUGGAGAAAAGUCAGUAGGAAAGACUGUCCCAUAUUUUACCCUUCACAGUGCAGUUUCAGUAUAGAAAUUAUCAUCCUGAGUGGAAGAGUUCAUUUUGAUAAGCACUGUUUUUGUUGUUGCUUAUUUCUCUUUUAAUUUACCUUUCUUUUUGCCUCUUUUCUGCUUCUUUCAAAACCCUGUUCAAUAACGGAAUACCAACAAAAUGUCUUUGUGAGACACCUGGCAACCCACAUAAGCCUUUCUAGGAUUGAUAUUAAGUAAUGGAAGCUACUCCCUAUUUUACAGUGCCUUUUAAACUUUGUAAGAGUCAGUUGCUUGGAAAAUAAGAACAUGAACUUUUAUACCAAGUCAAUCUGUUAAGAGUAUUAGGAAAGUCCAUCUGGCAUAUGAGUAACAAUCCAUAUCUGAUUCUCACAUUUUGACAAUGGAAAUAGUGAACACUUUAAUAUUUCUGUAUACAUCAAGCAAUACCAUAUACCCCAUUAAAUGGUAAAGACAAGCUGCCUUUUUUCACAUAAAUACAAUCAUUGCUCAAAAAGUUCUAACAUUGUUGGUUCAAAGCUAACUAAUGGCCUUAAUUAAACUAUCUCAUUGUUUUAUGAAACCAAACUGCAAUGCAAAAUAUUCUGGGCCUUUCCUAUAAUUCAUCAAUUGUGGUGUUGGUAAAGUCCUUUUCUUAAUUAUGGUGCUUCUGGAAGACGUGUAUCUUGCCACUUUUUAGUACAGCACUUCAGAGUUGAUAAGGGUAUCACAUUUUUAUUCACCACCAGAACAAUAUUGAAAUAUCAUUCUGGGUUUAUUGUUAGAAGCCUUAAGGUUGUAAAAAUAUGAAAUAUGAAUAUAAAACUAUGAAAAUGAUGUGCAGUAUGUAUUUUGGAAAAAAAAAUCUAUGGAUUGUUUCUGAUGGUUUUUGUAGAGGUAUGGAGGAAACGCUUCUGAGAAAUACCUUCAUUCACCUCGUGAUGUUGUUAUACCUGUUUUAGUAAAGUUUUAUGUCCUCUUCACGUUAUACUAGUUUGUCAUAGUUUGUCAGCUGCUACAUAUCUUGAAAUAUGUUGGCCCAAAUUUCUACAGAUUUAAACUCAGUAUCAGAUAGAUUUUAUGUGCCUCGUAAUAGGUAUAAUGUCAUUCAAGUGUAUGUGUUCUUUUUUAAAAAAAGUGUAAAGAUCUAGAGAUUUUAUAUGACACAUUUUGGCACUUCGUCACUUAAAAAGAAAUUCCAAAGACCACAUGUUAUUGUGCUAGUUUUUUAUUCCAGGCCUUCACUACCUUUGUUAAAGUUCCAAAAAAAUCCAGCACUUUUUAAUUGAGAUUUGCCAAAUUUCUACCAUUCUCGUUUACCUUUUUAUUUAAAUAUUAAGUAUUAAAUGCCACUGGAACACAUUAAGUGGAAACUACAUUGAACUCAAGUAACUCCUGGUGUUUUUGUUUUUGUUUUAAAUAAAAAUCAAACUCUGUGCUUUAUAAAAGAAAAUAAAUAUAGACACUGUGAAAAGACAGAAAAUGUGUAGUCUAAUUUUAAUUCAGAAAAAAUGCACACACCCUUCAACUUAAUAUUUGAAAAUUAAAUGUAGUCAUUACAGGAAUAUGAAGAGGCUUCCUACAUAAAGAGAUCUUCAUUGAGUUUCCAGUGAACUACUUAAGACAACAGAUCUCAAGGCAGUGAAUAUCUGUAUCUACGUACAUUACAGCCUCAUAUAUUGCCAAAUGAAGCAAGGAACAUCACAUUGAUACUUGGCUAACUGAUGCUACAUCAAUUUACAAGAAAAAUGAGAUUUUCCACAUUUGUCAAUACAUUCUGUUUUCAGUAGAAAGUAUAAAUCUAUCUUAAGACAACGAUUGCCUCUCUAACUCUCCUCAUAUUGUUAACUUUUGUUGACUAUAAACUACUGUUUAUUUUUUUCCAACUGAAAGUCCUCGAAAUCUAAACAAGUUUGUCAAUUGAGAGUGUCAUGUGUUUUCUGAUAACAAUGAUAUAAUCACCUGAUUAUUUUAAGAAUUUUCUGAUAACCACCUGAUAGUUUUAAGAAUUUUAAAAUACUUGAGCAUUCAGAAGUUCAGUAUCCUAAUGGGUAGAGUUAUGAAAAUAGUAUUAAUGGUCAUUGAAAGGAAGAUUACUUUGUCCCCAAGACUGGGGCUAUUGUGCUUGCUCAAAAUCAGUUUCUAUUAAUGGACUCUUCUAUGUGGCUACAGAGGAUUUGUUCAAAGUAGUGUUACAUGAGACAAUUAAAUUUACAGUAUACAGUACUGCCCUUAAUUAGCACCUGGCUUUGUCUGUCUGUGGUGUAAAAAGGAUUAAGUAGCAGCAUUCAAUUUAAUCUAAAUUUCCGUUUUAAAAUAAUUUCCUUCUACUUGCAGUUUAACUUAAACUGUGUUUCCAAUGAUCGGUGAAGUUCAAACAGCAGAGCCAUUGGUAGCAUACAAUGAGAGGUUUAAUGAUCUGCACAGCUUUUUGUCCUUUCAUGUCACUGCUGGGGAAAAAUGAAAGCAACGUCAGCCCCGUUGUCUGUAUACUUUUUAAUUUCAAAACCACUAACUUGACUCAGCAGAAGUGACUUGAAACAUUGAUAUCUUGGUCACAGAAGGACCAUAUCAAACACAUCGGGUAUGCACACCUCUGUGUAUACCAGAAGUAAAUCUCUGGGAGGUUAAGGGACCACAUGAAAAUUUGGAGCUUUAUCCUCCAUUGCAUUCCUACUGAAAGGGGGCACUUUAGUUUUCAAAAAGGUUCUCUCCUGAGAAAGAAUUGAUAAGAAGGAAAAGCGGAAAAAGAAGAAAGAGAAAAAGAAAAGAAUAUAUUUUUUUAAAAAAACAGACAAAAUAUAGGAUUAACUUCCCAUGGAUAUUCCUCUUUGUUGUGUUCUCUAAUUUUGUUGUAUCGCUAUUCCCUCUUCAUAUCUCAUUUUCUAUGUUUUACUUCAAUAGAUAAUUUCUUCUAACCAAUUCAUUUUUUCUUUAAUAAAAUGGAUAAUUAAAAACCAA
This is a messenger RNA of Anolis carolinensis (green anole), 4126 nucleotides long. RefSeq names its product RAB32, member RAS oncogene family (gene rab32). The record is from RefSeq and is a predicted model, not a curated record. Gene Ontology annotation, cellular component: trans-Golgi network; Golgi apparatus; late endosome. The transcript has 3 exons. Gene Ontology annotation, molecular function: GTPase activity; GTP binding. Lineage: Eukaryota; Metazoa; Chordata; Lepidosauria; Squamata; Anolidae. Bases 186 to 887 code for a protein of 233 amino acids. Gene Ontology annotation, biological process: endosome to lysosome transport; phagosome-lysosome fusion.